CAACUAUUCUGUGAAAAUGAAAGAAUAUGUCUUGUGUGUGUGUUUCCUUUUUCAUGUGGAAAGCAGCAGACCCCAGACACCAUUUCAAUCAAGGUCGAAGAAGAUAUUGGUGGAGGCAUGCCCGCCGUAGGUUAGUAAUACACAUUGCAUCUAUCUAUGCAAGAAAACAACCUUUAUAAACUGAGAAUGUACUCGAAUCUGCCUUCUCAGCAGGAGCCUUUAACCCUUAACCAUCCAAAGGGCGACAAGGAAAAUGCAUAAUCAACAAAUAGAAGUUAGAAAGAAUGUCAAAAUAUAAUUCUUCCAACACACAAGUGUGUACAAAGUACAUACUGUAUACCUUUUGUGAAAACGAUUAAUUAAAAACAUCACUUUCUCUCUUUCUCUGUUUUCCUCUCUGAAGAAGACAAUGACAUCAGAGACUGCAGCACGCAGCGCGGCGCCACCUCGGAGAGUCUGCGUGUGGACGCCCCUGGCUCCUCCCACAUGUCAAGUCACAGAGGGGAGCUGCGCAUCCUGAGCGUCUACGGACAAGGGGAGGGCCCACUGGCGGUGGACGGCCAGGACACCGUCUUUGCCACGUCAGAACUGGAGGCCUUGAGCUCGCUUUCUAAUGACCACGGCGUGGCCAAGAGCCUGAACUGCAGCGUGAGGCUCGUCCGCCUUGAGGAGCUGACUGGGCAUCAGGGCGGCCGCAAGGGCCGGCCCGGUGUCUUGUGUGGAAAGGUUGUUCCCAACAAUGCCAAUAUGAUCGUCCACAUGAGGACUCACUCCGGCGAGAAGCCCUACAGGUGUGACCAAUGCACGAAGCGCUUCAGUUAUAGCUCCCACCUGAAGAUCCACAUGAGAACUCACUCCGGCGAGAAGCCCUACAAGUGCGACCAAUGCACGAAGUGCUUCAGUCGGAAAGGCCAGCUGAAUAUCCACAUGUUGACUCACUCCGGCGAGAAGCCCUACAAGUGUGACCAAUGCACGAUGCGCUUCAGUCAGAAAUACAUCCUGAAGAACCACAUGAGGACUCACUCCGGGGAGAAGCCCUACAAGUGUGACCAAUGCACAAAGCGCUUCAGUCGGAAAAACCACCUGAAUAUCCACAUGAGGACUCACUCCGGGGAGAAGCCCUAUAGGUGUGACCAAUGCACGAAGGGCUUCAGUCUGAAAAGCAGCCUGAAGAUCCACAUGAGGACUCACUCCGAGGAGAAGCCCUACAAGUGUGACCAAUGCACGAAGCGCUUCAGUCAUGGCUCCUCCCUGAAGUUCCACAUGUCGACUCACACCGGGGAGAAGCCCUACAGGUGUGACCAAUGCACGAAGCGCUUCAGUCAGAAAGGCCACCUGAAAAUCCACCUGAGGACUCACUCUGGGGAGAAGCCCUACAAGUGUGACCAAUGCACGAAGCGCUUCAGUCAUGGCUCCUCCCUGAAGUUCCACAUGUCGACUCACACCGGGGAGAAGCCCUACAGGUGUGACCAAUGCACGAAGCGCUUCAGUCAGAAAGGCCACCUGAAAAUCCACCUGAGGACUCACUCUGGGGAGAAGCCCUGCGUGUGUCUGCAGUGCAACGCCAGCUACAGCGACCCACACAGUUUGCGUGUGCACAUGCUCAAGCACACUUUGACGCGGGGUAACGGGACGCUUUGAUUGAGACCUUAUGAUGGCCGGCCCGGUGUCUUGUGUGGAAAGGUUAUUCCCAACAAUGCCAAUAUGAUCGUCCACAUGAGGACUCACUCUGGGAAGAAGCCCUACAAGUGUGACCAAUGCAUGAAGUGCUUCCGUCAUGGCUCCUCCCUGAAGUUCCACAAGUCGACUCACUCUGUGGAGAAGCCCUACAGGUGUGACCAAUGCACGAAGCACUACCAUCGGAAAUGCGACCUGGAGAUCCACCUGAGGACUCACUCCGGUGAGAAGCCCUACAAGUGUGACCAAUGUACGAAGCGCUUCAGUCAGACAAGCAACCUGAAGCUCCACAUGAGAACUCACACCGGCGAGAAGCCCUACAGGUGUGACCAAUGCACGAAGUGCUUCAGUCUGAAAGGCACCCUGAAGUUCCACAUGUUGACUCACUCUGGGGAGAAGCCCUACAGGUGUGACCAAUGCAUGAAGUGCUUCAGUCAGAAAGGCAGCCUGUAUCUUCACAUGAGGACUCACACCGGCGAGAAGCCCUACAAGUGUGACCAAUGCACGAAGCGCUUCAGUCAGACAAGCAACCUGAAGAUCCACAUGAGGACUCACUCCGGCGAGAAGCCCUACAAGUGUGACCAAUGCACAAAGUCUUUCUGUCAGAAAGACUACCUGAAUAGACACAUGAUGACUCACUCCGACGAGAAGCCCUACAAGUGUGACCAAUGCACGAAGCGCUUCAGUCAGACAAGCAACCUGAAGAUCCACAUGAGAACUCACACCGGCGAGAAGCCCUACAGGUGUGACCAAUGCACGAAGGGCUUCAUUGUGAAAGGCAACCUGAAGAUCCACAUGAGGACUCACUCCGGCGAGAAGCCCUACAAGUGUGACCAAUGCACAAAGUCUUUCUGUCAGAAAGACUACCUGAAUAGACACAUGAUGACUCACUCCAACGAGAAGCCCUACAAGUGUGACCAAUGCACGAAGGGCUUCAGUCUGAAAAGCACUCUGAAGAUCCACCUGUGGACUCACUCUGGGGAGAAGCCCUACAAGUGUGACCAAUGCAAGAAGGGCUUCAGUGGUAGCUACAAACUGAAGAUCCACAUGAGAACUCACACCGGCGAGAAGCCCUACAGGUGUGACCAAUGCACAAAGGGCUUCAUUGUGAAAGGCAACCUGAAGAUCCACAUGAGGACUCACUCCGGCGAGAAGCCCUACAAGUGUGACCAAUGAAUAGACACUAGCUGAAUAGACACAUGACUCACCUCAACGAGAAGCCCUACAGGGGCGACCAAUGCACGAAGUGCUUCAGUCAGAAAGGCACCCUGAAGAUCCACAUGAGGACUCACUCCGAUUAGAAGCCCUGCCUGUUAGUGCAUUGCAACGGCAGCUACAGCGACCCAAGCAAUUGGAGUGUGCACAUGCUCAAGCACACGGGCAAUGGGGUGCUUUCACACAGGGUAACGGGGCGCUUUGAGUGACACCUCUGUCCGGUAUUUGUCAAAAUUACUGCUUUUAGUUUUUCUUUUCAUCAUGAUUAAACACU
Messenger RNA from Gadus chalcogrammus (walleye pollock), 3166 nucleotides. RefSeq names its product zinc finger protein 431-like. NCBI's taxonomy places the organism in Eukaryota, Metazoa, Chordata, Actinopteri, Gadiformes, Gadidae. The record is from RefSeq and is a predicted model, not a curated record. The transcript is spliced from 2 exons.